UUAUCAUGCAUAUAUGCGUGUAUAAAUUGGCUUCCCAGCCCGUGUGGCAAACAUAUGAACUCAGAGUUUCCCAAAACUAGGCGGCUCUUGUUUAGGUUUCAGACCAGAGAAGAGUAAGGCAGUACAAUGGCGUCGGCUGGCGGGGCAACACUGUACUCAGAGCAGUUGCCGCCGGCCAUGUUGCAGCGGCGGUCGGCGAACUACCAGCCCAAAACUUGGGACUACGACUCCAUUUUCUCCAUGCAGUAUGCCAAUAAGCCUAGCAAGCAAAUAAGCUCAGUUGAGGCGAGCUUGAAGCAGAGAGUGAGGCAGCUGUUGCUCAAAGAGGACCAGGAAGUGGCUACUAGGCUCAGGAUCAUCGGUCAGCUGCAAAGCUUAGGUGUGGCGUACCAUUUCGAGGAGGAGAUCACAAGAAUCCUCAUGUCCAUGCAUGUGCAUGAUGCAUACCUUCAACUCAAGCACGACCUUUCUUCAACAGCGCUGCUGUUUAGAAUGCUUAGAGCACAUGGAAUUCCUGCAUCAAUAGAAAUACUGGGUGCAUUCUGCGAUAGCACUGGUGAUCUGGAAGCUGCGAAUCCUAGCUUAGACAGCGAUGGACUCGUUGCACUCUAUGAGGCUUCCUACCUGGCCUUUCCAGGAGAGGCCAUGCUCGACAGAGCAAGAGCAUUCGCCGUCAAGAGACUCCAAGAACUGAUGCCCUCCAUGAAACCUUACCAGAGGGAAAAGAUUAGGGACGUUCUGCUAGACCUCCCUCUGCACUGGAGAGCUCCCAGGUUGCAGACGAUACAAUCGCUGGAAGAGCAUCGCGGCGACGAGUACGAGACCUGCCGGGAUAUGAUCGAUCCGUCCGUUCUGCAGCUGGCUGUGCUGGACUUCAACCUGGUGCAAGCUGUGCACCGGUCGGAGCUCCUGGAGGUGACGAGAUGGUGGAAGGAGACCGGGCUCGGGGAGAAGCUCCCGUUCGCCCGGGACCGGCUGGUGGAGUGCUUCUUCUGCGCGGCGUGCAUCGCGCCGGAGCCCUGCCUCGCCGGCUGCCGCGAGGUGCUGGCCAAGGUCGGCGUCCUCAUCGUCCACCUCGACGACGUCUACGACCUCUACGGCACGCUCGACGAGCUCGCCAUGUUCACCGACGCCGUCGGUGCGUGGUCGUCGGCUGCGGUGGCGCUGCCGGAGUACAUGAAGGCGAUGUACUCAGCCAUCCGGUCGACGUCGGCGGCGGCGGCGGAUCGCGUGAUGGAGGAGCAGGGAUACGACGUGCUCCCGCUCUACAAGAAAGCAGUACGUACGUGGCAUGAGCUGUGUAAGGCGUUCCUGGUAGAGGCCAAGUGGCAGCACGAGCGGACGAUGCCAAGCUUGGACGAGUACCUCGACAACGGAUGGAUCACGUCCACGGGGCCUCUCCUCCUGCUCCACGCUUUCACCAUGCUCCAGCACACGCAGCAGCAGCAGCAGCAGGACUCAUGGCUGCGCGACGACGACGACGAUGGCAGCAAGGACAUGGUGUACCCGAUGCUGAUUGAGCUAUGUUCCAGGGUCUUCCGGCUCUGCAAUGACCGCGCGACGCACGAGGCAGAGUCCGAGCAGGGUGAGGGGCCGUCGUUCAUCGCCUGCCACAUGGCAGAGGCCGGUGGCGGCGCGAGCGAGGAAGAUGCCCGUGGCGCGGUGGCCGACACCAUCGCCGAGACGUUGAAGGAGGUGAACAGGGAGGUGGCCUUCAGAAGCACGGGCGCGGCCAACAGCCUCUGCGUCAACCUGGCCAGAAUCAUACAGGGCAUCUACCGCGACGGCGACGGCAUCACCUCGCCGACGGACAGCCGGAAACGGCUUGUGAAGGACCUGCUCUUCACGCCUGCUGAUCUUGACAUUUGUGAUCCAUUAGACUAGUCACAAUGCAUAGUAUCAUAUAGAAGUAUCAUGCGUAUGAUACUACUACAUGUUACUAUCUUCACAAUGCAUGGUAUAUCAUAUACUAGUAUCAUAGUCUUCGUAUAUUAAUUGUUUUGUAGAAUCUCAAUGCAAAUAUAUGUACAAGAUUUACUUGACAUUAAAAUUUUCUAGUAGUAUGUGCUA
Molecule: messenger RNA, 2070 nt
Organism: Lolium perenne
Lineage: Eukaryota; Viridiplantae; Streptophyta; Magnoliopsida; Poales; Poaceae
Product: alpha-terpineol synthase, chloroplastic
Biological process (GO): diterpenoid biosynthetic process
Molecular function (GO): terpene synthase activity; magnesium ion binding
Source: RefSeq, a predicted model, not a curated record